This is a messenger RNA of Heteronotia binoei (common prickly gecko), 498 nucleotides long. Its product is annotated as C-type lectin domain family 2 member B-like. The transcript is spliced from 4 exons. Lineage: Eukaryota; Metazoa; Chordata; Lepidosauria; Squamata; Gekkonidae. The record is from RefSeq and is a predicted model, not a curated record. The coding region runs from base 1 to 498 and encodes 165 amino acids.
AUGGUGGUUCUUAAGAACUGUGAUGAUCAAGGGAAUAAUGAUCCGGCACAUCAGGAAUUUACCUCCAGAGGACCCUCAGUGAGAACAAACUUAACAUUACAACAUUAUCAAGCUGAUCUGGGCCCAUCGGAUGCCUCUUUAUGCUCACAGGACUGGGUUACGGCAGGAGGAGUGGCCUAUUUCUUCUCCAAAGAGGAAGGGGACUGGAACGCCAGCCAGAGCUACUGUUCUUCCUGCAGUGGUUCACUGGUGGCAAUUGAAAAUGAGCAGGAAAUGGAGUUCAUCAUGAAAAAUAGAGAUCCUGCAGAAUAUUGGCUUGGCCUCCAGAGGGAGAAAGUACGGCAGCCCUGGAAAAGGACGAAUGGUUCUGUCUUCAAGAACUGGUAUUCCAUUCAGGGCGAUGGUCUCUGUGCCUACCUUAAUGACCAAGUGGUCAGUUCUACGUGGUGUACUAACAGUCGAUAUUGGAUAUGCAAGAAGAUUCUACAUGGCUCUUAA